AUGGCCACCGUUAACAUUCGUCGGGAUGUCACCGAUCCCUUCUACCGUUACAAGAUGGAGAAGCUCCAGUCCAAAAUUGAGGGCAAGGGUAACGGCAUUAAGACCGUCAUCGUCAACCUCAACUCGGUCGCCGGAUCCCUGAGCCGUCCUCCUGCAUACCUGAUCAAGUACUUUGGUUUCGAAUUGGGUGCCCAAGCCAACGCCAAGCCCACCGAUGAGCGUUGGAUCAUCAACGGUGCCCACGAGGCGCCCAAGCUCCAGGACUACCUGGAUGGCUUCAUCUCCAAGUUCGUGCUCUGCAAGAAAUGCAAGAACCCAGAGACCGACGUCAUCAUCAAGGACGAGAAGAUCACCCUCGACUGCAAGGCCUGUGGUCAGCGCAGCGACGUCGACCCUCGCCUGAAGCUCAGCACUUUCAUUGUCCGCAACAACCCCAAAGGUGGCAAGAAGGACAAGAAGGACAAAAAGGCUCGCCGUGAGGCCAAGAAGGAGAAAUCCGCCACCAACGGUGAGGAUGCUAGCCCCGGCGACAGCAAUGGCUCCGAGAACGGUGACGAGAAUGGCGAUGUCGGUGUCGAGGCCGGCAGCGAUGACGAGCUUACCCGCCGCAUCAACUCCGAGGCCAAGGACAUCGAGAUUGAGAAGGAGAUCAAGGAUGACGACUGGGCUGUCGAUGUGUCUGAAGCUGCCGUCAAGGCUCGCGCCAAGGACCUUCCCGACGACCUCAAGCGCGCCCUCGUCAUUGAGAACGGUGACGACGAGGAGGCCGAUGGUCCCUCUGCCUACGAGCAGCUGGGCAGCUGGAUCGUUGACACCGCUGCCGAGAAGGGCGGCGUGACCAACGUCAGCGACGUCGAGAUCUACAAGAAGGCCCGCGAAUUCGGCAUCGAGACCAAGCACAAGACCGUUGCCGUCCUCGCCCAGAGCAUCUUUGACGACAAGGUCGUGAAGCAGAUCGAGGAUCGCGCCCCUCUGCUCAAGAAGCUGAUCACUUCCGAGCGCCACGAGAAGGCUUUCCUUGGUGGUACUGAGCGUUUCGUUGGUCAGGACCGCCCUGCCCUUGUCUCGCAGACUCCCGCCAUCCUGCUCGGCUACUACCAGAACGACCUUGUGUCUGAGGAAACCUUCAAGGCCUGGGGCGCCAAGGCCAGCAAGAAGUACGUGGACAUCUCCACCAGCAAAAAGAUCCACAAGGCUGCCCAGCCCUUCCUUGAGUGGCUGGAGAAUGCCGAGAGUGACUCUGAGGAGGAGAGCGAGGACGACGAGUAA
This is a messenger RNA of Penicillium argentinense, 1269 nucleotides long. Its product is annotated as translation initiation factor eIF5. NCBI's taxonomy places the organism in Eukaryota, Fungi, Ascomycota, Eurotiomycetes, Eurotiales, Aspergillaceae. The coding region runs from base 1 to 1269 and encodes 422 amino acids. The transcript has a single exon. Gene Ontology annotation, cellular component: cytosol. Gene Ontology annotation, molecular function: GDP-dissociation inhibitor activity; eukaryotic initiation factor eIF2 binding; translation initiation factor activity. Gene Ontology annotation, biological process: formation of translation preinitiation complex; translational initiation; formation of cytoplasmic translation initiation complex. The record is from RefSeq and is a predicted model, not a curated record.